AUGAUUGAGUGCAGAGUUUUGAAAUGGUUGUUUUUGCGCUCCUGCAGGUACAAGCGUGUUUUCUCCGUGGGAACUCACGGCAUCACCACAUACAAUCCCACCACACUAGAAGUGACUAACCAGUGGCCUUACGGUGAUAUCUGUGGCAUCGCUCCGGUCGGGAAAGGCCAGGGCACCGAGUUCAACCUCACUUUCCGUAAGGGCAGCGGGAAGAAGUCCGAAACGCUCAAGUUUUCCACUGAGCAUCGCACAGAGCUGCUAACAGAAGCGCUGAGAUUCAGGACAGACUUCUCAGAGGGGAAGAUCACCGGAAGACGCUAUAACUGCUUCAAGCAUCACUGGAGCGACGCGCGGAGGAGCGUGUGUUUGGAGGUCACGCCGGGAGGCAUCGAUCAGAUCGACCCUCAGUGGAGUAAUACACGCCGUCACUCAAGACUCGUGUAUUUGGUCCUUCUCUCACAGCAUCCCUCUAUGGCCAUCGUCAAAGGCGCGGGUCUGAUCAUGAAGGCCAUCAUUGAGGAGGGAGAUAAGGAGAUCGCUAGUAAGAUGCAGGAGCUGGCUUUGAGUGAAGGAGCUCUACCCAGACACCUGCACACCUCCAUGUUCACCAUCAGCGCUGACCAGCGGAUGCUCACCAACAGGCAGCUGAGUCGUCAUCUGGUGGGUUUGUGGACCGCAGAAAACUCCACGGCCCUGAACCUGCUCAAGAGGAUCCUGCCCACCGGUCUGCUGGCGUAUCUGGACAGCUCUGACCCCGUGCCUGAGAAGGACAUGGACAGAAUGCACAUACGUGACAACGUCAAGAUCGCCACGGACCAGUUUGGCAGGAAUAAAGUCCCGGAGUGGCAGCGUAUCGCGGGUAAAGCUGCUAAAGAGGUGGAGAAGUUCGCCAAAGAGAAGGCUGACAUCGUGCUGCUGCACUGGAGAGAUAAGAUGGGCAUCGCUCAGAAGGAGGACAGGAAUAACCUGAACGCAAACCAGAGGCCGGUCAUCCUGAGGAAGAGACGGCAGCGGAUCAAGAUCGAGUCCAACUGGGAGCUUUUCUACUACAAGUUCCAGCUGGAUCACGCUCGCUCUAACCUGAUCUGGAACCUGAAGACGCGCGAGGAGCUGCGGGACGCUCUGGAGGCAGAGAUGCGCUCCUUCGGUGUGGACCGCGAGCUCGGCAGCGCUAGCGUCAUCUCCUGGAACCACCAGGAGUUCGAGGUGAAGUACGAGUGCCUCUCUGACGAGAUCAAGAUCGGGGAUUAUUACCUGCGUCUGCUGCUGGAGGAGGAUGAGAGCGAGGAGUCUGGAGCCAUCAAGAGAUCGUACGAGUUCUUUAACGAGCUCUACCAUCGCUUCCUGCUGACUCCUAAAGUGGCCAUGAAGUGUUUGUGUCUGCAGGCGCUCACCAUCGUCUACGGGAAGUGCUGCGAGGAGAUCGGACCGUUUGCUGACACCAAGUACAUCGUGGGCAUGCUGGACCGGUGUACAGACAAGCUGGAGAGAGACAGACUCAUCCUCUUCCUCAACAAACUCAUCCUCAACAAGAAAAAUGUGAAGGAUACGAUGGACUCUAAUGGAGUGCGUAUACUAGUGGAUCUGCUCACCCUCGCUCACCUUCACACCAACAGAGCCACUGUCCCACUGGACCAAGAUAAUGCCAUUAUCAGGCCUUUACCAAAGGUGAAGAGACUCAUCAGCGACAGCACCUGCCUGCCGCACAUCGUCCAGCUGCUCUUGACCUUUGACCCCAUCCUGGUGGAGAAAGUAGCUAACCUGCUGUACCUGGUGAUGCAGGACAACCCUAACCUGCAGCGGCUCUACCUCACCGGAGUCUUCUUCUUCAUCAUGAUGUACACCGGCUCCAAUGUGCUGCCCGUGGCACGGUUCUUGAAAUACACUCACCUGAAGCAGGCCUUUAAAUCAGAGGAGGCUAAAGGUCAGGACAUCGUUCAGAGGAGCGUGUUGGGCUCGAUGCUGCCGGAGGCCAUGGUGUGUUACCUGGAGAACUACGAGGCCGAGCGCUUCUCCGAGAUAUUCUUGGGAGAGUUUGACACGCCUGAAGCCAUCUGGAGCAGUGAGAUGAGGUCAGCUUCUCGCAUGAUGAGAGACAUGUUUGAGAAGGUCAACAAGGCCUACGAGUUUCUGUGCACCAAAUCGGCCCGUAUUGUGGACGGUCCUGACCCAGAGAACAUCAUCCUGAUCCUCAAAGCCCAGAGCAUCCUGUUCAACAGACACAAGCAGGAACUGGAGCCGUAUAAAUACGCCGGCUACCCCAUGCUAAUUAAGACCAUCAACAUGGAGACGGGUGACGGGCAGCUGUUCUCCAAGACCUCGGCUCUGUUACCGGCUGCUGCUGAGCUGGCCUUCCACACCGUCAACUGUUCAGCGCUGAAUGCGGAGGAGCUGCGGCGGGAGAACGGCAUCGAGGUGCUGAUGGAGGCUCUGUCUCGCUGCGUGUCUGUGCUCACCGCCUCCAGCAGACCGGAGGACAUGGCAGUGCAGGUGUGCGGGCACGUCUGUAGGUGCUAUAGCGUCGCUGCUCAGUUCGAGGAGUGCAGAGAGAAGAUAGUCGAGCUUCCCAACAUUAUUAGAGAUGUUUGUCACAUUCUCUACUACAGCAAGCUUCUUAUGCAUGAUGAGAGUAAGAUAAGGAAAGCGUAUUUCAGAUUGGCCCAGAAAUACCAUCCAGACAAGAAUCCGGAGGGCAGGGACAUGUUUGAGAAGGUCAACAAGGCCUACGAGUUUCUGUGCACCAAAUCGGCCCGUAUUGUGGACGGUCCUGACCCAGAGAACAUCAUCCUGAUCCUCAAAGCCCAGAGCAUCCUGUUCAACAGACACAAGCAGGAACUGGAGCCGUAUAAAUACGCCGGCUACCCCAUGCUAAUUAAGACCAUCACCAUGGAAACGGGUGACGGGCAGCUGUUCUCCAAGACCUCGGCUCUGUUACCGGCUGCUGCUGAGCUGGCCUUCCACACCGUCAACUGUUCAGCGCUGAAUGCGGAGGAGCUGCGGCGGGAGAACGGCAUCGAGGUGCUGAUGGAGGCUCUGUCUCGCUGCGUGUCUGUGCUCACCGCCUCCAGCAGACCGGAGGACAUGGCAGUGCAGGUGUGUGGGCACGUCUGCAGGUGCUAUAGCGUCGCUGCUCAGUUCGAGGAGUGCAGAGAGAAGAUAGUCGAGCUUCCCAACAUUAUCAGAGAUGUUUGUCACAUUCUCUACUACAGCAAGGGUCUGCCGCGCUUGGCAUCUCUGGCGGUGGAGUGUGUCAGCUCCUUCGCGGUGGAUUUCUUCCUGCAGACGCACCUGUACAGGGCUGGAGUGCUGUGGCACCUGCUCUUCUCGCUCUUCAGCUACGACUACACGCUGGAGGAGAGCGGCGUCCAGGCCAGCCAGGACACCAACCAGCAGCAGGUGUGCAACAGCCUGGCCAAGCUGAGCGUGGGGGCCCUCGGGCGUCUGGCGGGGUACAGCGGGGCCCAGGGCCCAGAGGACCAGCCCAGCGGAGGAGAGCUCCCUCCAGAGAACCCCUCCAUCAGGAAGAGCCUGGGGGCCAUGCUGACGCCCUACAUCUCACGCAGACUGAGCCGCAGCUCGCCCGCCGAGGUCCUGAAGCUGCUGAACAGUAACUCGGAGACGCCGUACUUGAUCUGGAACAACGGCACGCGAGCGGAGCUGAUGGAGUUCCUGGAGGAGCAGCAGGAGAGCAACAUCAAGAGAGGCGAGUGCGACAAGAGCUUCGGCUCAGAGUUCCUGUUCAGUGAGCACGGGAAGGAGCUGAUCGUGGGAGAGAUCUUCGUUAGGGUUUAUAACGAGCAGCCUGCGUUUCCUCUGGAGUAUCCGAAGGCGUUUGCGUCGAGUCUCUUGGACUAUGUGGGCUCUCAGGCUCAGUAUCUGCACACGCUGCUGGCGAUGACGCAGACUAAUAAAGUGGAGUCGCAGCAGCACGCUCCGAGACUGCGCUGGGCCGAGAUGGCGCUUGAAGCUCUCCGCAACGUCAUCAAGAACAACCCAGGCUCUGAGACGGAGUGCAUCGGUCACUUCAAGCUGCUCUUCUCUCUGCUGAGGGUCCACGGCGCCGGAAGAGUCCAGCAGCUGGCUUUAGAGGUGGUGAACACGGUCACGUCAAACCAGGACUGCGUCGUCAACAUCGCUGAGUCUCUGGUUCUGCCCAGUCUGCUGGUGCUGCUGCACUCCUUGCCCUCCAGCCGUCAGCUGGUGCUGGAGACGCUUUACGCUCUGACCUCCAACACCAAGAUCAUCACCGAGGCCAUGAACAGAGGUGCGCUGAUCUACCUGCUGGAUCUGUUCUGUAACUCCACCCAUCCUCAGGUGCGCACGCAGACGGCUGAGCUCUUCUCCAAGAUGACCUCGGACAAGCUGGUGGGGCCCAAGGUGCGUCUGACGCUGAUGCGCUUCCUGCCGGCCGUGUUCAUGGACGCCAUGCGUGAUAACCCCGAGGCGGCGGUGCACAUAUUCGAGGGAACGCACGAGAACCCCGAGCUGAUCUGGAACGACAGCUCGAGAGAGACCGUGUCCACCAGCGUCAGAGAGAUGAUGCUGGAGCACUUCAAGCAGCAGAAGGACAAUCCUGACGUCAGCUGGAAGCUGGCGGAGGAUUUCUCGGUGGCCUACGGCGCGGGUCAGGGCGAGCUGGAGGUCGGUGGGGUGUUUCUGCGGAUCUACCAAGGUGAGGCUCUGGAGACGGUGAGCACCGCAGCCGUGUGUCUCUUCAGCUCACAGACGCAGCUGGCUGAUCAGGUUCCUCCUCUCGGUCAUCUGCCUCGUGUCCUGACCGCGCUCAACCACAAGAACAACGCCGUGCCCAAGAGUGCCAUCCGACUCAUCCACGUGCUCUCAGACAACGAGCUGUGUGUGCGCUCCAUGGCAGCGCUAGACACCAUCGGCCCGCUGAUGACGGGGAUGAAGCUCAGGGCUGAUAUGGCAGGACUGGCCUGCGAGGCUCUGAACCGCAUGUUCCAGCGAGAGCAGACCGAACUAGUAGCACAGGCUCUUCGGGUGGAUCUGGUGCCGUACCUGCUGAAGCUGUUGGAGGGAGUCGGGUUGGAGACCCUUGAAAACCCGUCAGCAACCAAAGCUCAGAUUGUCAAAGCGCUCAAAUCCAUGACCCGCAGCCUGCAGUUCGGAGAACAGGUGAAUGAGAUCCUCUCUCGUUCCACUGUGUGGAGUGCCUUCAAAGACCAGAAACACGACCUCUUCAUCUCCGACUCCCAGACCGCAGGUUACCUGACGGGUCCAGGAGUGGCAGGUUAUCUGACAGCAGGCAGCGGCUCUACAGUAAUGCCGAGCGUCCCGCCACCCGUAGACAAAGACAUCGGAGACCUGGGCUGAACCAGACUAAUACAACACCAGACAAACCCGGACACAGACGGACCGGCUCCAGAGCGCCGCCAUCCUGAUCCUGAUCCUGAGAGUGACAGAGAAACAGACAGAGAGAGAGCGCCCAUCAUCCUCCCUCACAGCACUUCAUGAUCCCUUCCUCCUCUAUCAUUUUAUAUCCACUCGCAUCUCGUAAAUCAUUUCUGUCCAUGGAGAGUAAAAUAGUUUACUUUUGUAUUGAGAGAUUUUUAUGCAUUUGUUUUUUUUUUCCGUUUCCUGUCUCUUCGUCUUCCUGCGUCUCACAUUCAGCUCAUGUCUGGACUUCUGGCAUCUCUAUAUUCUUACUUUUAUUCUGAAGUCCUCGAGUAAGUGCUUGGUAUCAGAAGGAAAGAGAAACUUGAGAUUGGACCUGUGAAACUGUGAUUAUUUGAUUAUGUGCCGCACUGCUUGUGAUCUGUUUUGGUUUGUCUCUCAUCUCAUCGUCCUGUAAACCGACAAAAACCUUCCUUCCCCAGAAAGCACUCCACUAUUUAUACCUACAUAUAUCAAGACCAACUGGAAACGAGCGUCUGAAAGGACAAAUUGUACUGACUCUGAUUACAAAUGUAUGUGAAAGACUAAUUGUGAAAUGUUAAAUGUAAUAUGCCGUACAUAAACUUUCUAUAUUGAAUGUACAUUAAUAAAGAAGUAAAUCAGUUGCACUUGUACAUACAAUUUUAAGAAUAAAAGGGAAUCCUCAGCUGUUGGGGUUUUGUUUUUUC
Sinocyclocheilus rhinocerous is the source of this 6083-nucleotide messenger RNA. RefSeq names its product dnaJ homolog subfamily C member 13-like. The record is from RefSeq and is a predicted model, not a curated record. Lineage: Eukaryota; Metazoa; Chordata; Actinopteri; Cypriniformes; Cyprinidae. Gene Ontology annotation, biological process: endosome organization; receptor-mediated endocytosis; regulation of early endosome to late endosome transport. The transcript has 49 exons. Gene Ontology annotation, cellular component: endosome membrane. Bases 1 to 5334 code for a protein of 1777 amino acids.